Molecule: messenger RNA, 2193 nt
Organism: Tetrahymena thermophila SB210
Lineage: Eukaryota; Ciliophora; Oligohymenophorea; Hymenostomatida; Tetrahymenidae
Product: EF hand protein
Exons: 7
Molecular function (GO): calcium ion binding
Source: RefSeq, a predicted model, not a curated record
UUUUGUUAUUAUUCAUUUAAUAUUUUGCAAAUUAAUUAUUAAGAUUCCAUCAAUCAGUAGUAAACAAACAAGCAAGCAGUCCAAUAAAAUAAUUAGGAAUUAAAAUUAUUGAAAUAGAAAUAGCAUAUAGCUUAAUUCUAGAUACUCUAAAAAUACUAUUCAUUAUAGUUAUAUGAAUUAAUAAGGGGAAGAAGGCAGAAUUGUUUUGAAUAAUAGAUCUUCAGGUUCAAACGGAAACAAUAAUUUGGGUAAUAAUGCAAAUAACAACAAUGAAGGAGGAAAUGUACUGCCAGCUUUACCAAAUUCAGGACUUACUCCUAAAUAAACAGCAAAGAAAACACCACCAAUGUAAAUGACAUAGUAGGCUCUUCCAGAUAUACAAAUUUCAUGUUAAACUACACAACCUAAUACUAACAGUAACAUAAAUGGAUUAUAAUUAGGUUAGAAUUCUUAAUUUAAUCUUAGCGAUAACAGAUCAUGUAGAUCAAUUAGCUCAAAUAACACUCACCAAGUAACUAAUGGAAAUAAUAAUAAAAGCCAGCUAUAUGGAUUUUAAUAGCAAAAUAUUAACUUAAAAGUAAAAGAACUCUAGCAAACAAAUCCUAAAAAAUCAGUUUAUAAUUAAGAGGAUUUGAGAUAACUUUUAGAAUUGUUUAAUUCUUUUGACUUGCAACAGAUUGGAUUGAUUACAAUAAAUUACUUGCAUUAAAUUUUGUUUAAACUCCAAAAAGAAACGACCCAAAUUGAUGAUAUAAUUAUGAGAAUUGCAAUAACAAAAGAAGGAUAUGUAUCUUUUGAUGAAUUUUUGGCUAUAUUAACUGAAAUAGAAAAAAAUAGUGGAAAUGGAAAGAAAAGUAAAAGUUAUCCAAUUUAAGCAGAUCCUAAAGUAGUAGAGUUCUUAAGGUUACUUGAUGAAUACAGGAAAAAAUGUGAAAACGAUGGAAAUUAUUCAGAAGCAAAGAAAGCUCAUUUAAAAAUACUUGAAAUAAAAUAAAAAGAAUAACUUAGACAGAAAAAUAAUUUAAGGUUUAUGUAGGAGGAAGAAUUAGUUAAUAUUGAAUAGCUGUAGAAAAAUUAAUUUGAAGAAUUUACAAAGGCUUGGGAUAAUUACAUGGCCGAAUAUGAGGCAACAGCUUAUUUAUCCUUAGAAAAGCUAAAAGAAAAGCAUUUGAAGGAAAUAGAAGAAUACACAAAUGAAAUAAGAUAAGAUCUCUUUUCUAAGAUAAAAUAUUCAAAAUAGCUCAUAGAAAUGAGACACAAAGAAAAAAUUUUAGUAAAACUAAAGUAAUAUAACGAUGCAGAGAAGAUAAAAUAAAAAGCAGACUCCAUAGAAGAUUAUGAAAGAAAAUAAAAAGAAGCAGAAAUUGAAGAAAAAAUUGAAAUGAAGGUCUCUAUACUAAGAAAAAACUAAUCAUAGGUUUUGUAAGCUCUACUAAAGAGAAUUUAAGCAGAUAGAACUCAUCAGUUAAAAUAAAGAUAGCAAGAUUCAAACAGGCUUAUCAUGAAAAAUAGAAAUAUAAGGAAUGAAUUAGUUCAUAAGCACAACAACGAAGUUAAAAAGGCAGUAGAUAUUCUAAAAGAAAAUUUGCAUUUCCAUGAAAAUUAAUUGGAAAAUUUAAAAAAGCAUUUUAGAAAUGCAUAAAAUAACCCAACUGAAAAAGAAAGGAGAUAAAUCACCACAGAAGAGAAUUCUUUGUAUAAACCUGAAACCAAAACCACAUAAUAAAAUUCUAAGGAAAACAAUCAUCUAGAAAGAAAUAAAAGAAGCACAAGCCUUUAGCAAAACACAAAUAAUUUAAGUAAUUUUUAAAUCAAACCCACAAAUCCUUCAUCGGUUACAAACAGAUAAAAACCAAGAAAUAUAAGUGUGAAUGGAAGAAAAUAUCGAUAAAAUAAUGGUUCUAACGACCGAAUAAACUAAACAUUCAACUAAUGAGAUAUCAUAAUAAAAGAAAUUAAUAAUUCAAAGAUUAAAGAGAUGUUGAUUAAGAUAAAAAUCCACCUAAGAGAUAUUUAGCAAAAAAUACUUCCUUAUGUAUAAGGCAAAUAGAAAAUUUUAAUUGAAGAGAAAAGUAUUGGAGUUAUGUAUGCCCUCUUAAUAUAUAUAUCAAAUAAAAAAAUGGAUUACUUUAUUUCAGAAUAUUAAUUAAAAACCUUAAUAAAAAUAAUAAUUUUAAAAGUUAGUAAAAAUGU